AUGACUGUUUUUAAAGCUCAUACUCCAAAGAAGGCUAGAAUUGCUGCUGAUGAAGACUUAGAAAAAGAUAUUUUAAGAUUUUUGAUCGGUUCCGGAAUCUCAUACACUACUCGUCCAGAAUUAUUAACUGAUCUUACGACAGAAACCAAUGAAAUUCAAGAUGUCUUUGGUCAUGAUUUUGAAAGUAAACAAUAUGGGUUCUUGAACAUCAAGACUGUUAAAAAAAAUUUCAAAAUCAAAACAUACGUCCUGGAAGGUGAAGAGAGCGAUGUUACUGUCCUUUCUGAAGCUGAUUUGACUCAAUAUGAAGUCUUUUGUGAAUAUGGUCAAGAUGGUGCUAAGAUGUCUAUAGGUGAAGAUGCUGAAUUAGUAAUUCCUCUAACGAUUGUCGGUCCAUAUAGAUUCAUGGAAGUUACCGUGGAAGAUCAAGAUGGAUUAGGUAAGUUCAAAGAUAUUGAUUUCCCAUCAAAGAUUCAAAGAGAAUCUCAAAGAAUGUAUACCCUGCUUCUUAAGAAAACUGUCGAUGAAUUGAAAGCAGGUGGUCAAAAACAAUGA
Molecule: messenger RNA, 555 nt
Organism: Naumovozyma dairenensis CBS 421
Lineage: Eukaryota; Fungi; Ascomycota; Saccharomycetes; Saccharomycetales; Saccharomycetaceae
Exons: 1
Coding region: 1-555 (184 amino acids)
Source: RefSeq, a predicted model, not a curated record